UCUGAUUGAAAAUGAUUUCUAAAUUCUAUAUAUACCAUGCGCAUAAGUUAUGAAAUUAAGUAUAUACUUCACGUCUCGUGGACAAAUCGACUUUUCUCUUCGUAAAAAGACCCCGUCAUCGCGCUUGCGAAGGUCGCCAUGCGCAUGCGCUGCAUAUGCACAUGCGCAAAAACAGAGCGCACGUGCAAAUUCUAAUGACGUCAUAAAUACAUCACCCCAGUGUUUACGCGCGAUCACUGCCGCAAGUGUAGGGAAUUCCCCUGCACGGGAAGCCGGUUAUUCCCCCUUCAGCUCGGCUGCGAUAACUGGCAGAGUUUGUCACGUUCUCCGGCUUUCUCCAGGCUGGCUGGGGUCAAGAGACGACGCAGAUCCACAGCCCCGUACACACGAUGGCCUACGACCUCAAAUACGACAAGCUCCUGAGAGCCAUCGAGUGCGGCCACCAGAACGACGCCGUCUCUUUCUUCGAGCGGCGGCUCUUCGACGUGAACGAGAGCAUCCGCUACCUCUUCGAGGACGGGAAGCGAUUCACGGUCACCCCGCUCUACUGGGCCGUCCGCCACAACUGCCCAAAGCUCUGCAGAUUCCUCCUGAGGAACGGAGCCCGUCCCUACGGCACUAUGGUCUACGAAUAUUAUCCUCUCCACGAGGCUUGCAACCGAGGCUACGACGGGGUCGUGCAAGAGUUCGUAAACGCUCGCUGCGAGCUGGACAAAGUGAACCACGACGCGGACACCCCUCUCCACGUCGCGUGCAUGAGGGGACACAUACAGUGCGUUCACAUCCUCCUGCGUGCCGGGUCCGAUUGCAACCUGCGCAACAAGCUGGGCCAUACACCGCUUCAGUGCGCCGUGUAUCACGACCGCAACGACCUGGUCGAGCUAUUCAAGGCCCACAACAAAGGUAUCGAAACCACACCCCCUGGAGGCUCCACCCACCAGAAGCACUCGACGGUCUCGACGCUGGUUGCCACGUCGACAACGGGGGUCAAAGUUCAACGAAGCCACUCGUUCAACGCUGCCGGGAGCAUGUCGGGGAUGGGGGGCUGUGGUGACCAUCAGCACAGGAGGACAGGAGGGAGUUCACGACUGCGUACUUCACUUGCUCGUCCUCAGUCUUACUACGAGGAUGGCGCCAGCUCUCUGGUGAUUGGUCAGAAUUCACUGACGUCCUUCGCUACAAGUCAAAGCAUGCAGAGUCUCUCAGGAGCGUCGACUUGCCUUAGUAGCUAUCCCACCAUCUCAACACACAUCCCAACCACAUACACAACACAGUCGCCAGAUUCACCCGUCGAACUCGAUGCACCCAAACGCCCCCUUGACCCCCCGCCUCUGCCCACACGCUCCGUCAAAAUCCCGCAGCCGAUAAAAAGCAAUCCACCAAAGUGUUCGUCAUCCUCCCGUCCCUAUUCCAAACCGGCCGAGGAUUUCGGUACCAAACACGGCACGGGGAAAGGUUUCGUUAUUGCUGACGCUCCUCUCAAACCUGUUGAAGGGGGCAGAGAACAGAAUUUUCAGACCCUCUGUCCAUUUCCGUCCCCUGGGGGCCAGAAAUUGGACCCCUCAGAGAGAAAAUGUAACCCCACGAAACAUCCACUUCUGGCAUCAACAAGAUCCGACCAUCACCGUCACCACAGCGACAAGGUCCUUCAGGAACGGCUGAGCCACCCCGAAUUGAACGCCAAGAAACGGGACAUCCAGAUUUCCAAUCGCGCCAAAAGCUCGAAUGACGUUCUACUUGGAAAUUCUUCACGUCGGGACAACUCAGAGCAUCCCCACGUUCCCUCGCCGACGCGGGAACACAUCAGCUCACUGGCAAAAUCCCUGUGCACGUCUCUAGAACUCCACUCGCAAACAUCGCACCAUCUCCACCCCUCCUCCUCCUCCUCCUCUUCUUCUUCUCCUCUCCACCCAGUUCUUCAAGGUGUCCGCGCAAGUCUCGCCACGCAAGCACACCGUUUUGGACUCAGCCCCGACCACCUAAAGUGCAUUUCCGAGCUCGCCACCCCUCACCUGUCCUUCCCGUCUCUCGACUCUUCCUCCCCCUCUUCUCUCUCGUCUCUCCAGCCUUCUUUUCAGGAGGUUGAUUUCGAAGUGGUAGAAGGUCCUCUUGACCGGCAAGUUUGGGUGGAGGAGGGUCCAGCUGCGAACGAGGUGUUUGCUACUCUACUGCUGAAAAUACAAGUGUGUGAUGCUCUCGUGCGGCUUCGCUCGCCGAUGAACCAAGGUGACAUCGUUCUCUUGAAGGUAAGAGUGAGAUUGGAACCAGAUUCUGGGAGUCUGGCCUCAACAUCUCUGGGGUUGUUGGUCGGUUCUCUAUCUGAAGUGGCACUGCUUCAAGACCUCCCUCCUCACCCCAACAUCACUUCUGUUCUCUAUCACUGCCGCGGACGGACGGAAAAAUUCCGAGAGUACUUGACGCACCCCCCGUUACCGGGACACACGUCGUUGCUUCAGUCUCGUCCCGAUUCCACGACGACACUCUGGGACAAGUCCAGUUCCGGAACCACGGAAUGCGCGCACGGAUCCGACAAUCGACCGACGUACAGCCCUGCGACUACGGGUACGUUUCUAUUCCAGUCGGCGCCGGGAGUCUCCCUCGAGAAAUACUUCAGCGAUUUUCUUCACGCCGAGCAAAAGGAGGUAGCAAUCGAGGACAAAUUUCUCAACAUUCUCGCGCAGCUUUUACUGGCAGUCGCACAUCUCCAGAAGAACCUGGUGUCUCAUUGUUCGAUCAGCUCCCGAAACGUGUACAUCUCGGACAAGGGCAGUAAAGUUGUGCUGGGGGACUUCGGACAGGCCAUGAAUCUGCGUCCGAAAAACCUCGACGUGUUUCGAAAGUCGAUCAAGCAGCUGAAGGCGAGCAAAACAAGAAAGCUGUCGCCCGAAGCGGAACGUGGUCUCGCCAGUUGCGACACGGACAGCGUCACGUCCGCGUCGUGUCACGCGGUGCAAAAUCUCGAGGAAUCGUUCUCCAUGAGUGACUCAUACGCAGUCGGGGCGCUAUUUUACGACCUGUUCGGUGGAAAGGAGCAUUCUUUUUCCGAAUCGGAAACACCCUUUAUCCAUUUCCUGUCGUUCAGAUGCAAUCACUUACUCCAGAAGCUAGUCGCGCGGAACCCCUCUGACAGAUUUUCGGCCCUCCAGGGGGCAAUUUCCUGUUUCGUUCUUCUAUUUGGCCCCCGAACUUCGGAAAUUUCCGGACCUAGUGACUGUCUUAACUGGCUUGUGUCGGAAUCCCUGGAACUAUAUCUCAAUCCUGUUUUACGGGAUUCCGUAACUGGUUUGUCCGAGGCAGGGUGCAAGCGUCGGCUCCGCUAUUCUUAUCUCGUCAGCGCUCGACCGGAACUCGUGUACAACAGCUGCAAGUUCUUCAGCAAUGACUGAGUCACAUCCACCACGCACGCGCACCAGACCGACGUGCGCGUGUGCGCCUGUCUGUGUGUGCGUAUUGUGGAGCGACGGUUUGUGUGUCCUUGUGUGUAAAGGUACAUCGUGUUCACACACACACACACACACACACACAGAGUCAUAAAGUCUCAUAUUCAGUAUAAAAAAUCAUGCAUGAAUUAUA
Geodia barretti is the source of this 3573-nucleotide messenger RNA. The record is from the annotation of a GenBank genome assembly. NCBI's taxonomy places the organism in Eukaryota, Metazoa, Porifera, Demospongiae, Tetractinellida, Geodiidae.